CUUAUUUUUUGUCUUAUUCAUGUUGCUUUUCAUUUCAUAGGUUCUCUAAUUUAUUUUCAAUUCAAACCAAUUUGAUGUACUCUGACACUUUAGAAAGAGAAAUAAUAAUAAAAAUAUAGGCAAAAUCUUAUCUAUUCCAGAUUUCUCUCUAACUUUUUACUCUGGAUUCUGCCAUCUUCAUCCUAUCUCAUCACUUUGCCGGUACCGUAUUUGUUUUCUUCCUCUCAUCACUUUUCUGCAGCACAAGUACGGUAUUGCUUUUCUUCCUCUCAUCACUUUUCUUCCUCCCAUCACUUUACAUAUUUCACAUUUUUCACAAUCUAUUCAUCACUUCUCUCCUGUAAAGAACCGGUGAAUGCAUUUGUUCUUCUUCUUCUUCCUUAGUCUUCUACAACUCAUCAAGGUAUGGCACGUAAGACUAGCUUGAUUGCUGAAGUUGAUGAUUCAAAAGAAACAUGGAAAUUGGGAGUAAGAAUAACUAAUCUUUGGGUUGUUGAGAAGUCAUCGAAAGUGAAUGCUAUGGAAAUGAUAUUUAUGGAUCAAAAGGGAGGAAAAAUUACAGCUGUAGUGAAAAAAUUCGAUAUUGACAAGUGGAAGUCAAUGCUUAAGGAGGACAACACUUAUAUUGUUCAAAACUUUGAGGUUAACCACAAUGAUGGUCAAUUUAGGACUUCAAAUCAUCCUUACAAAUUAGUUUUCAUGAAAGGGACAAUAGUGCAAGCGCGUCAAAUUCCUGAAAUACCUCAUAAUAUUUAUCACUUCACUCCCUUUGAUGACAUCUUAGCGGGAGGUGCAUCUACUGAAGUGUUAGUAGAUGUGAUCGGUGAAUUGUCAGAUGUCGUACAAAUUCAAAAAGAGAGUGUGCCAAAAAGGGUGGUAUUGGUCUUAAAGGAUGAAAGGUUAUAAAUUUAUAGGAUUAUUAACUCUAUUUUUUAGCAACUUAUGUAAUCAAUAUACUCUAAGAAAAUCCAACCCUAACUGGUGACGUGUCGUGCUCUCAUUUUUUUAGAUUAUUUUAAGUUCUCUUCUCUCCUUCAUUCUUUGUUACCUCUCUUAUUUUUUGUCUUAUUCAUGUUGCUUUUCAUUUCAUAGGUUCUCUAAUUUAUUUUCAAUUCAAACCAAUUUGAUGUACUCUGACACUUUAGAAAGAGAAAUAAUAAUAAAAAUAUAGGCAAAAUCUUAUCUAUUCCAGAUUUCUCUCUAACUUUUUACUCUGGAUUCUGCCAUCUUCAUCCUAUCUCAUCACUUUGCCGGUACCGUAUUUGUUUUCUUCCUCUCAUCACUUUUCUGGAGCACAAGUACGGUAUUGCUUUUCUUCCUCUCAUCACUUUUCUUCCUCCCAUCACUUUACAUAUUUCACAUUUUUCACAAUCUAUUCAUCACUUCUCUCCUGUAAAGAACCGGUGAAUGCAUUUGUUCUUCUUCUUCCUUAGUCUUCUACAACUCAUCAAGGUAUGGCACGUAAGACUAGCUUGAUUGCUGAAGUUGAUGAUUCAAAAGAAACAUGGAAAUUGGGAGUAAGAAUAACUAAUCUUUGGGUUGUUGAGAAGUCAUCGAAAGUGAAUGCUAUGGAAAUGAUAUUUAUGGAUCAAAAGGGAGGAAAAAUUACAGCUGUAGUGAAAAAAUUCGAUAUUGACAAGUGGAAGUCAAUGCUUAAGGAGGACAACACUUAUAUUGUUCAAAACUUUGAGGUUAACCACAAUGAUGGUCAAUUUAGGACUUCAAAUCAUCCUUACAAAUUAGUUUUCAUGAAAGGGACAAUAGUGCAAGCGCGUCAAAUUCCUGAAAUACCUCAUAAUAUUUAUCACUUCACUCCCUUUGAUGACAUCUUAGCGGGAGGUGCAUCUACUGAAGUGUUAGUAGAUGUGAUCGGUGAAUUGUCAGAUGUCGUACAAAUUCAAAAAGAGAGUGUGCCAAAAAGGGUGGUAUUGGUCUUAAAGGAUGAAAGGAACAAUACUCUUCAUUGUACUUUGUGGGAGAACUAUGCAGCUAGGAUGAUAAGUUUUCUGGAAACACAUGUAGAAGGUCAUGUUGUCAUAUUGCUUUCUCUUGCAAAGAUAAAAGAGACAAAUGGGAAAUAUCCAACAACCAUCCAAAACUCAAUGUAUUGUUCGAAAUUGUUCAUUGAUGAACCUCUUGCGGAGAUUUAGGAGUAUAAAAAUAGGUUGGGCUCAAUAUGUGUCAAUGAAUCUUACAGUCAAAAAAUGUCUCAAUUCUCUUCAUGCUCUCAAUUUACAAGUGAAGAGAAAUUUGUGCAAAAUGAUAUUGUUAAAAGUUUGUCUCAGCUUAAUGAGGUUCAGAAGGAAUGCUAUGUAGUAACUGUUGCCAAAAUAGAUAAAGUGUGUGUUGGAAAUGGUUGGAGCUAUGAAGCAUGCUUUAAGUGCAAUAGGAAGGCAGAUUGUUCAAGUCUACCAUUCACUUGUCCAAAAUGUGGGAAAAAAAACACUGAAACAGUUCCAAGAUUUAGGGUUGAAGUUAUGGUAUCCUAUAACAAUAAUAGUUCAAAAUUUGUGCUGUGGGAUCGAGAGUGUAUCCAAUUAGUGAAGCAAACUGCUAUUGAUCUUAAGAAGCAACUUCUUGAUGAAGGUGAAUUUGAUGCAAUGGUUGUUCCAGAACCAAUUGAUUGCAUUCUUGGAAAACUGUUUGCCUUUAAAGUUAAGGUUCAACCCGGCUACAAACAGUUUUCUGUCACAGGAGUUUCUGAUAAUGAAAAGACCAUUGAAAGCAUAAGGGACAAAUUGCAAGUUGAUGAGGAUUCCCUAAUGAGCAAGAAAGGGAAAUCAAUUAGCUCCUUCCUCAAAGAAGAUGAUGCAUAUGAGAUUCAAUCAUUGUCUGCAACAGCUGAUUCUGAUACUACAUCAAUAGGACAUUGUACUCCUGCUAAGAGAUUGUCAAAGGAUACACUAGAUGAUGAUUUUGCAUGCCAAGAUUUGCCUUCUGUUCAACUCUCUUCUUCAAAAGUCACAAAGCACAUCAAAACUGAAUGAUAUGCUUCAUUUAUUAUUAUUAAGAUGAAGCUUAUGAGUGAAACUUCUUUUUGCAUCUUUUGGCUAGAAUAGAAACUAACCAUAGUUGUUAGAAACAGUUGAAUCAGUAACUGUGGCUUUUUUGUAAUUAGAUGCUAUAUAAUCUUUUUGUAAUUAGAUGCUAUCUAAACUGUUUAGCCAGUAUUGACUUCACUAUGUGGAA
Messenger RNA from Lotus japonicus, 3189 nucleotides. RefSeq lists its product as uncharacterized. The record is from RefSeq and is a predicted model, not a curated record. Bases 2205 to 2987 code for a protein of 260 amino acids. Lineage: Eukaryota; Viridiplantae; Streptophyta; Magnoliopsida; Fabales; Fabaceae. The transcript is spliced from 15 exons.